This is a messenger RNA of Astrephomene gubernaculifera, 1536 nucleotides long. Lineage: Eukaryota; Viridiplantae; Chlorophyta; Chlorophyceae; Chlamydomonadales; Astrephomenaceae. The record is from the annotation of a GenBank genome assembly.
GUAAGGCAUGAGCAGUCAAGGACUAGGUGUUGGUAUACCUAGCCAACCCGGCUCUUUGCUAGCACAAGGGGCCGGAGCUGCGGAGGUUAAGCUAUAUAGCAACAAGAAGGAGCAGGCGCUGUAUGAGAGUUAUGCUGACCUAUAUGCCAUCAUCAAGACCACUGAAAAGCUCGAGCGGGCCUUCGUGCGGGAUGCCAUUGGCGCUGAGCAGUACGAGGAGGCAUGCGGCAAGCUUAUAGGCCAGUUCAAGGUGCUCUGGGGAUCCAUGAAAGACACGGUCCCCAGCGUUGAGAAGUUCAUGUCGGACUACAACAUGCAGUGUCCCAUGGCCGCCACCCGGCUGCUGCAUUCGGGGCUUCCCGCGACUGUGGAGCACCGAACUAAGCAGAGCCGCGCCAACGACCCCGAGGCGGUCGCGGUGGCUGAGACGGUGCAGCACUUCAUCACCGCCAUGGACUCCCUCAAGCUCAACCUGGCAGCUGUGGACCAGAUCUGCCCGAUCCUGCUGGAUCUCAUCAACAGCAUGGACAAGAUCCAGACGUUGCCUCCCGACUUUGCUCCGCGGGAGAAGGCGCGCAUGUGGUACAGCAAGCUUUACCAGAAAGCCGCCAACUACGAACUGCCGGAAGACGAUGUACGACAACUGAUGUACGAGCUUGAGGCGUCGUACAACACGUUCCUCACGACGCUGCGGACAAAAUAAUGAAACGUCGCCUGGCUGCUACGGAGGACGCGUACUUUCGUUGUGGUGUCAUCGUCGUCGUUGUGCGGCGGCGAGUGGUGAGUUGGCCGUGUGUGUUAAGAAAACUGGCCGCGAGUAGGAACGUACUGGGAUGUCGGAAGAUGAAGUCCCCACAGAACCGCCGCAGGAGCCGAGGAAAAUGGUGGCGUAUGUACAUAUAUAAGUCCAGUACUGGUGCUGAGAGGAAGUAGGACGUAAGAAACACGCUCGUAAAGCGACCGGACCUAAACACCGUGUGUGGUGUCCCUAGGUGUUUUAGGCUGUCGGGUUGCACUGCUGCGUGAUGACGAAGGUGCCGGUACCGCCAGCGGCGUUUACUUAUGUUUUUAGCCGUGUAUGACAUGACUUACCUACUUACUAAUCAGGCGCAACCAAACGGUGCAGCCUAUGCGUAGCCGAAGGCAGAGUCAGAUCCGUUGCGUGUUGCUGCUUGUCUUAGUUCUUAUCGGUUGGCUUGCUUGGCCGGGAGGAUGCGCAAGGAGGAGGAAGAAUACCAGUACCCGGACAUGGCAUCACGGGUCUGCGUUGUAGCUUUCGCCCUGCUUCUGGUUGUUUUCCGUUUUCGAAAGGGGUUGCCAGACGAUUUAGGACACAUCGCACAGCAGGCGCCGUGCGUGUAUAUAGCGUGUUACUAAGGAGGGUAUGGACGUAGGUUUUGCUAGUACAGGCGUCCUAAAAGUUCCGUUUCGGCAACCAAAGGCGUGGCAGCUACUGUUGCGGCUCACACGGUAUCUUUUUGCACCUGCUAGGCCAGACGUCCGUGCGGCCAUCUAAGCGGGUCCAUCCGGGUUCGC